Durusdinium trenchii is the source of this 684-nucleotide messenger RNA. The record is from the annotation of a GenBank genome assembly. Lineage: Eukaryota; Dinophyceae; Suessiales; Symbiodiniaceae.
AUGACCACACUCUUUGCCUGGUUCCUGGCUCUUUGCUUGGCUCAUGGGGCAAUUGCGGAUGAGAACAUUCCGGAGGCACUUGAUGCUGAUGAUCAGUGCACUUUGCCGGGCUGCGCAGUGAAUGCGCUUCAGCUCCAUGUGAGGGGCCCUGUGGAGCCUGUGGGGCUGCUGUCCCUGAAUGCGACAGAGGAGGAGCUGAUGGAAUGGCACCAAGACUACUAUGGACACAAGCCGCGCGCGGACAUUUCGGUCGCCAACUACAAGAGCCUCAUGCAAAACAUCAGCGUUCAGCAGAAGGCGAUCUUGGCUCUUUGGAAUAGAAGUGUGAAGCUCGAAGAAGAAGUUCAUGCAUUGGUGCAGCAGGUCCAGCACGAUUCAGGACUAAAGGUUGCAGAUUACAUAGCGCUUGUGGAAGAUGCUGAUAUGCCCUCACGAGAGCAAGCCCAAGAGAAUCAGCAAACAAUGGACUCUUUGCUUCAGACGGAUCCUACAAUGCCAGGAGAUCACAUCGGCAUAGGCGAUGAGCUUUGGAGAAGUGUCAUGGAGAUCAUCACCAAUAUCCACACAGCCAACAAGUCAGCCAACGACCUCAAGGAUCACAUCCAAAAGGUCAAUAAGAUGAUUGUUGACUUCAACGAAGGAAAGCUGAUUCCCAAUGAGGGCAUGGAUGGCACUGGCAAGUGA